Messenger RNA from Mesocricetus auratus (golden hamster), 2106 nucleotides. RefSeq names its product tryptophan hydroxylase 1 (gene Tph1). Gene Ontology annotation, molecular function: iron ion binding; tryptophan 5-monooxygenase activity. Gene Ontology annotation, cellular component: neuron projection. The coding region runs from base 510 to 1841 and encodes 443 amino acids. The record is from RefSeq and is a predicted model, not a curated record. NCBI's taxonomy places the organism in Eukaryota, Metazoa, Chordata, Mammalia, Rodentia, Cricetidae. Gene Ontology annotation, biological process: aromatic amino acid metabolic process; serotonin biosynthetic process. The transcript is spliced from 11 exons.
CGCUUCUAAUAAGUUCAGAGGUUGUUCUGCCUAAAGAAAUAAAGCUCUACACUAGAAGAAAGACAAAGCCCGGGGCUGUAAACCCAGAAGUUCAGGGACAGGCCAGACACUGGGGAGUCCUGCUUUGUCAUCUAAACCGCGGGAGGUCAUUUUGUCAAUAACAGGUGUGAUGCUGGUUUGGAGGGAAGUUCUAAACGGAUUGUUUAAUCUUACUCAGACUUUUGUGGCUGAGGAUGAGUCAACAUUAGCUUAAUUAAAACUCCAGGAGAAUAGCUGUGAAUGAGACCAGCGCCUGCCUGGGCUGUGGCCAGCGACUAGAGGUCAGGACUGGCCGCUCCCUCCCACACCGGCUCUGCUCCCGCCCACAUCCUCCCCUGCUCCACCCUCAUUAGUCGCUGCCCGGUGCGCCCGGCGCCCAUUGGCUGCUCAGACGAUGCAUUUCUCCCAUAAGAAGUGGCCCCUCUGGUCCGCGGGUGACCCUCUGAACUCCGGUGCCUCUGAGAUUCACCAUGAUCGAAGACAACAAGGAGAACAAAGGUCAUCCCUCAGAAAGGGGGAGAGUGACUCUCAUUUUUUCCUUAAAGAAUGAAGUUGGAGGGCUCAUAAAAGCACUGAAAAUCUUCCAGGAGAACCACGUGAACCUGUUACAUAUCGAGUCCCGGAAAUCAAAUAGAAGAAACUCAGAGUUUGAGAUUCUUGUUGACUGCGACAUCAACAGAGAACAGCUGAAUGACAUCUUUCCCCUGCUGAAGUCCCACACCACUAUGCUCUCUGUGGACCCUGAUGAGCUCACUGUAAAGGAAGACGUUUUGGAGACUGUUCCUUGGUUUCCAAAGAAGAUUUCUGACCUGGACUUCUGUGCCAACAGAGUGCUGAUGUACGGAUCCGAACUCGAUGCAGACCAUCCUGGCUUCAAAGAUAAUGUCUACCGUAGAAGACGAAAGUAUUUUGCAGAGUUGGCUAUGAACUACAAACAUGGGGAUCCCAUUCCCAAAAUUGAAUUCACGGAAGAAGAGAUUAAGACCUGGGGAACCAUCUUCCGAGAGCUGAACAAACUCUACCCGACCCAUGCCUGCAGGGAGUACCUCAGAAACCUUCCUCUGCUCUCGAAAUACUGUGGCUAUCGGGAAGACAACAUCCCGCAACUGGAAGAUGUCUCCAACUUUUUAAAAGAAUGUACCGGGUUUUCCAUCCGUCCUGUGGCUGGUUACCUCUCACCAAGAGACUUCCUGUCAGGGUUAGCCUUCCGAGUCUUUCACUGCACUCAGUAUGUGAGACACAGUUCGGAUCCCCUCUAUACUCCAGAGCCAGACACCUGCCAUGAACUCUUAGGUCAUGUUCCUCUCUUGGCUGAACCCAGUUUUGCUCAAUUCUCCCAAGAAAUUGGCCUGGCUUCCCUUGGAGCGUCAGAGGACACUGUUCAAAAACUGGCAACGUGCUACUUUUUCACUGUGGAGUUCGGUCUGUGCAAACAAGAUGGACAGCUGAGAGUCUUUGGCGCCGGCUUGCUUUCUUCCAUCAGUGAACUCAAACAUGCGCUUUCUGGACACGCCAAGGUCAAGCCCUUUGAUCCCAAGGUUGCCUGCAAGCAGGAGUGUCUCAUCACAACCUUCCAGGAUGUCUACUUUGUAUCUGAGAGCUUUGAAGACGCAAAGCAGAAGAUGAGAGAAUUUACUAAAACAGUGAAGCGCCCAUUUGGAGUGAAGUACAAUCCAUACACACAGAGCGUUCAGGUUCUGAGAGAUGCCAAGAGCAUAACCAGCGCUGUGAAUGACCUGCGGUAUGACCUUGAUGUCAUCAGUGAUGCCCUUGCUAGGGUCAGCAGGCGGCCCAGUGUGUGAGUGUCUGCAGUCAGAAUCCAGAAAGCCAGUGGGCAUCAGUUCAGAGCCAGGACUGCCUCCUGCUUGCCCAGAAGACCAAAGUCUCUCAUCUCUCUGUAAUAAACCACUCGCUGUCUUUGGAAAUGUACACCUGGAUGCUUUAGCCUCUACUAACUUCUUUCAUUUUGUCUUUUGGCACCCGGUUGGGUAAAUAUAAUUCACACACCAUGUGACUCAUCAAAUGCCUAUUUAAAAUAGUUUAUUUCAUUAAAAUACAGUUAAAUUA